AUGGAGGACAGAGUCGUGCGGCCCUCAGUUUUUGUGGUGGAUGGACAGACGGACAUCCCGUUCAGGAGGCUAGGACCAAGCCACCAGAGACAGCCCUGCAGCUCGGCCCGGGUGGGCCUGGGUCUCCUGCUGCUGCUCAUAGGUGCUGGGCUGGCAGUCCAAGGCUGGUUUCUGCUGCAGCUGCACUGGCGCCUGGGCGAGACUAUCGCCCGCCUGCCGGAUAGAGACACAGGCUCCUGGGAGCAGCUGAUGCAAGACCGGAGGUCGCACCAGGUCAACCCGGCAGCACACCUCACAGGAGCCAAUUCCAGCUUGACAAGCAGUGGAGGUCCACUGCUAUGGGAGACGCAGCUGGGCCUGGCCUUCCUGAGGGGCCUCAGCUACCACAAUGGGGCCCUAGUGACCACCCGGGCUGGAUACUACUACAUCUAUUCCAAAGUGCAGCUGGGCGGUGUGGGGUGCCCACAAGGGCUAGCCAGCGACCUGCCGGUCACCCACGGCCUCUACAAGCGCACACCACGCUACCCUGAGGAGCUGGAACUUUUGGUCAGUCGGCGGUCACCCUGCAGACGGGCAGCCAGCUCCCGUGUCUGGUGGGACAGCAGUUUUCUGGGUGGCGUGGUGCACCUGGAAGCCGGGGAGGAGGUGAUCGUGCGUGUGCCAGAGGAGCACCUGGUCCGACUGCGCGAUGGCACCCGGUCCUACUUUGGGGCCUUCAUGGUGUAACGGAACGAGUGUGGUGGGCUGCAUGUGGGCCUGGCAGGCGGAGGCCUGAGAGAGUGUCUCGAGAGACACAACCCCCCAGGAACCCGAGGUCUUGGAGGGCCCCUAGGGAACCCAAAACUCAGAAGAUGAAGGACUCAGUAGGCACUUCCCAGGACCAAAGAUGCAGACACCCCAAGAGGCUGAAGACCCAGCAGGUGCGUCUGGAAGACCCAGGCAGACCUUAGACCCUGCCACAGACAGUACUAUAGACAAAGACCCAGAGACUUGGAGUCUGCAGGCCCCCAAGCAUGGGGUGAAGUUGAUUUGCCUGAUAUUCAGGAAGAAGGGAAGG
Molecule: messenger RNA, 1057 nt
Organism: Otolemur garnettii (small-eared galago)
Lineage: Eukaryota; Metazoa; Chordata; Mammalia; Primates; Galagidae
Gene: TNFSF14
Product: TNF superfamily member 14
Exons: 4
Coding region: 1-726 (241 amino acids)
Biological process (GO): immune response
Cellular component (GO): membrane
Molecular function (GO): tumor necrosis factor receptor binding
Source: RefSeq, a predicted model, not a curated record